Spirodela intermedia is the source of this 3064-nucleotide messenger RNA. The record is from the annotation of a GenBank genome assembly. Lineage: Eukaryota; Viridiplantae; Streptophyta; Magnoliopsida; Alismatales; Araceae.
AUGGAGGCCAUCUUGGGUCUGUCGUCCUCUUCCUCCGUCUGUUCCUCGUCCUCGUCGUCGCUCCCGCCUUCUGCUCCGCCGCUUUUCGUGGGUUCCAAACCGCUCCUGUUGAAGGUACAGGCCUAGGGUUAUGCCCUGACGUCUUCUUCCUCGAUGGGUAUCUUCCUCAAUGGAUGUUAAGGAAAUGGGCUUUGUUGGUCCUGCGAGGAACCAUCCUUCCUCGAUGCAUUCCUAUGGCGUUCCUCCAUGGCUGGUCCAACAGGAAGGAUAACCUCUCUCUCUCUCUCUCUCUCUCUCUCUCUCUCUCUCUCUCUCUGUAUCUGUGUGUGCGCCGCUCAGGACGAGGAACUCAUCUGGAAUGGCUCCCAGUGAGGAGGUCAGUAGCGGAGGUUGCAGCAGCGCUUGCGCCGGUCUCGCCGCCGUUGUCCAACUCCUCCUUCGUGCUGGCGGAGGAGAGGACGCGGAGAAAGGACCCGCUGGACGGCUACGACUACUACACCGGUGGAUGGAACAUCAGCAAUCACCAUUAUUGGGCUGUAAGCUUCCUUAACCUCCGUCCAAUCUCAUUACCUUUCCUUCUUCCAUUCCCAAGGAGAAACGGAACGACGGGGAUGGAUCAAGAGAGGAGGAGGAGGAAUCCCGUAUUCGUUCUCCGAUUUGACGCACCGACUGGUUCUUCUGGCUGCAGUCCGUUGGAUUAACCGCUGUCCCCCUGUUCCUGAUCGGAGGCAUCUGGUUCGUGGGCUUCGGGCUGUCUCUACUCCUCAUCUGCUGCUUCUACUGCUGCUGCUCCCGGAGGAGCUAUUCUUAUUCGCGGAUAGCUUACGCGUUAUCUCUGAUCUUGCUCAUCCUGUUCACCUGUGCUGCGAUGUAAUGGCGUUGACCCUAUCUUUACAAUUUUAGGCACUCUGGCCCGAUCAGCCGGAGCGAGGACGACGAGAGAUCUCAGAUUCCUGCUAUCUGUUUGUGAUGUCAUUUUCAGCGCCGGAUGCAUCAUCCUGUACACGGGUCAGGGGAAGCUUCACGUCACCACCUCGAACACCUUGGAUUACGUCGUUGAUCAGGCACGUCACCACCUCGAACACCUUGGAUUACGUCGUUGAUCAGGCGGAUUUCACCGUGGAGAACCUCAAGAACUUCUCGGAGAAUUUAUCUGCCGCCAAGAGGGUGAGUGUGGGCCAGAGUUUCCUUCCGGCAGAUGUCCAGAGGAAGAUCGACACCAUCGAAGCGAAGCUCAACUCCUCGUCCAAUGAACUGGCCAGUCGCACCAAAGACAACUCCGAGAAGAUUAGGGACGUUUUGGACACCGUGUAAGAUUCGAUGAAGAAACCUCCACCAUUUGGAAAGCUCGCUGAUUGAACUGGUUGAACCGUUGACCCUGCUUGCAGGAGACUUUGCCUGAUUGUCAUCGCCGCCGUGAUGCUCGCGUUGACAUUUCUCGGAUUCCGUAAGCGAUUCCCUCCCCCCCCCUCCAUUAUCUGCCCAAUAGGGUUCGUUUCUUGCUCCUUUAUAUGGAAUUGAGCGCUGACCCUUGUUCUUUCUGGCAGUGCUCUCCAUUCUUGGACUGCAGUGUCCUGUUUACACGUGAGUUGACUUAUUCCGCCGUUUUUUCCCAAGAUGUCUUGUGUUUCUUCAACUCUGUGCCUCGUGGUGAUUUGAUGAUCAAACUGAGAUUCAUGCAGCCUGGUGAUUAUCGGAUGGAUACUUGUUGCGGGUACCUUCAUUCUCUCCGGCGUCUUUCUUCUUUUCCACAAGUAAGCCCUUUGACUUCACAUCUCUGACCGGUUUCUUGAGUCGGGUCAACGCAAAUUGGAGCUAGAUGUUGCCAAUUUCGCCCCUUUGCUGCUCUAAUUCCAAGAACUGCUCGCUUCCAUGCAUCCAUGGAUGUGGGUUUUUUGAAGAACAGGGAAAUACAGCUCUUUCACUGAGCGGAUCAUAUUUAGAAAACAGAGCCUGCUUCUACGUUAUUAUUUUCUCCUUCUCUAGUGAAAUCACUCCAUUGCGUCUCAGUCUCCCUGUGAGGAUCUGCUUCAGGUCUUUCCUACCCAUUUUUGGAAAUUCUCAUUGUAGAGAUCUUUACUCGGCCCUCCAUGCUGAAAUAUGUGAGAAUGUCCUCCCUAACUUUGGUCAACUACCUGCAUGAACUUUGGGUAAUUAGAUAUAAUUCGGCUGAUAUUCCCCUUAUCUCCAGACCUAAUUACCCAUUAAAGACUAAUAACAUAUGGGAAUCAUUGUAUGUGGUGAAUUCUCGACCAAGUGGCUUUGACUUCAUGAAGGGCAUGCUGACUCCUCAAUGGUGUGCCUCCUGCAGCGUCAUUGGAGACACCUGCGUGGCGAUGGACGACUGGGUGCAGCACCCCCACGCGCGCACCGCCCUGGAUGACAUCCUCCCCUGUGUGGACGCUGCCACCGCCAACGAGUCACUCUACCAGAGCAAAGAGGUCACCUUGCAGCUGGCCAACGUGGUCAACCAAUACAUCGCCAACAUAUCCAACAGGAACUUCCCGCCCGGGAUCCCGCUGUACUACAAUCAGUCGGGCCCAGUGGUGCCGCUACUCUGCAACCCCUUCAAUCCUGACUUGAGCGAGCGGCAAUGCCUCAGCGGGGAGGUUGGCUUCGGCAAUGCCUCCCAGGUGCGUGCUUGCUUGGUCUCCGCUCAAAUUGAGAUCGCAAUUGGCAGGGAAUUGACGGUGCCACCUUGUAGGUGUGGCGGCGCUAUGUCUGCGAGGUGUCGGCAAGGUCGGGUGGCGAGGUGUGCACCACAACCGGGCGGCUCACCCAGCGGGUCUACAGCCAGAUUGUGGCGGCCACCAGCGUCAGCGCCGGUUGCUACCAAUACGGGCCCUUCCUGGCCGAUCUGCAGGGCUGCACUUUUGUGCGGAACACAUUCUCGAUGAUCACCCAUGACAAUUGCCCAGGCCUCCGGCGGGACAGCAACUGGGUCUACGUCGGGCUGGCGGUGGUGUCCGGUGCUGUGAUGCUCUCUCUGCUCUUCUGGGUCAUCUACACCUGGGAGAGGCGGCACCGGAAGAACAGCAAGAAGCAAUUCAUCACCGGGUCGUGA